Molecule: messenger RNA, 312 nt
Organism: Vombatus ursinus (common wombat)
Lineage: Eukaryota; Metazoa; Chordata; Mammalia; Diprotodontia; Vombatidae
Product: small cysteine and glycine repeat-containing protein 5-like
Exons: 1
Coding region: 1-312 (103 amino acids)
Source: RefSeq, a predicted model, not a curated record
AUGGGUUGCUGUGGCUGUGGUGGCUGUGGCGGCUGUGGCAGUUGUGGUGGCUGUGGCGGCUGCGGUGGCUGUGGAGGCUGUGGCGGCUGUGGUGGCUGUACCACCUGCACCUGCUACCGUGUGGGCUGCUGUUCUGCCUGCUGCCCCUGCUGCUGUGGCUGCUGUGGGGGCUGCUGUAGCCCCACGGUUGUCUGCUGCCGUCGCACUUGCUGCCGUGGCUCCUGUGGCUCUUGUGGCUGUGGCAAGGGCUGCUGCCAACAGAAAUGCUGCUGCCAGCAGAAAUGCUGCUGCAAAAAGCAAUGCUGCUGCUAG